AUGGCCCCCGAGGGGGUUUCACCUCAGGCCCGGCAGGCCGGCCCCGCCGCCGCCCCGGUGCCCACCCUCCUUGCGGGCGCUCCCCGCCGUAGGGGUUCACCUCCCCGGCUGGAGCCGGCCUGUCGGCGGGACGGGGGGGGGGGGGGGGGCGGGAAAGGCGGCCGGGAGCGGAGUUUGUGUCAUGGUGGAAGCAUCCCAAAAAAGCAAAAAUCAGGGGAUAAGGCCACUGAGGGUCUGCUGGGGGGAUGGGAAUCCUGGGACAAACCUCCUGGAGAGGAGGUGCUCAGGGCUACCAAGCCAGCAAAGUCCCUGGUCGAGUCAUGUUCCUCAGGGGAGCUUGUCCCAGUUGGUGUCCGUUACUGCAGGUUAAAUUUUGCUGGUAUCUUGGCCUGCCAGGGACUGUAUCUGGAAAACCAUGCUCUUCCCUUCACUCCUGGUGAGAAGGUAACUGGUCUGUGCAGAAAGCGUAGUGGAUACAGAGUAAUUGGUGUGACUGGCACUAAAGCUAUGGCAGCAGAGUGCAUCACUGAUCAGAAGAUGCUGUGGCACAUCCCUGAAGGUGUUGUACGAGGACGUGGUGGCAUUGCCAACCACCUACAGCACAACCUCACUGGUUCUCGACCACAGGGCAUGGCUUCAGCUGGGGUGAUAGUGACAACUGGAAGCAACCCCAAAUACAAGCUGGCUCUGAAGAGCAGCAUGAGCCACGGCAUGAACUACAGCCAGAGCAGCAGAGAGGAGGUGAAGAAGCUCACAAGUAGCAGAGGGGUCAAUGUGACCAUCGAGGCCAUCAGCAGGGACAUCUUCAAUGUUGGCAUGGGGAGCAGGAUUGUGGGGAUGGAUUUUGCUGGAGGAAAAACCCCCUCAAUUCCCACUAAUCUGCUGCUUCUAACAAAUGUGUCUGCAAUGGGAGCAUCGAGUCUGUACCAGGAAGACGAUUUCCCCAUUUUUUCUUCUACUAUCUCCUCCAUUCCCCAGCAUUGCCAGGAGGGAAAUAUCUAUCCCCAUGUUGGAGCACUCUUCAAACUGAAAGAGGUAAAUGAAGCCUCCAACCAUGUGCUCCAGCACAAGGCCACAGGAAAGGUCAUCAUCUCCAUGAAGUAA
This is a messenger RNA of Harpia harpyja (harpy eagle), 1104 nucleotides long. Its product is annotated as quinone oxidoreductase-like protein 2. Gene Ontology annotation, cellular component: mitochondrion. NCBI's taxonomy places the organism in Eukaryota, Metazoa, Chordata, Aves, Accipitriformes, Accipitridae. Gene Ontology annotation, molecular function: oxidoreductase activity. The record is from RefSeq and is a predicted model, not a curated record.